AUGUCAGUGACACCUAAUAUUGCGCCACAGCAUAUGCAAAGGCAACAAAGGUAUGGUAUUACAAUGAUGCAACCAAAUCAACAACCAGUUCAGGUGGCGCCUGGACAAUAUAUUUCAAAUGCUCCAGUACAACCGAGGACUUUAAGCGAUGCGCUAGCUCGAUUACCUCCGGAUUUGCAGCAAAUAGCUCAACAGCAAAUAAACACCGAGACAAAUGCUGAACGCAGAAAACAAAUUGCUCUUUCAUAUAUACAAAAUCAUCGGAUGCGUGUAUCUCAAGGAUAUCAGACUCAAAAUUCAAUGGGUGCCCAAGGAAUGAUCGUUAAUAUGAAUACGAAUCAACAAAUACCUCAAAAUUCAAGCAAAUUUUUUUCUUUUAUCAAUAUGAAAACUUUUUUUAAUCCUAUGAAUAACGGUUCUAUGACACGAAUGGGAAAUUCUAAUAUUUCACAACCAGCAUAUCCUAGUCAAGUCCCUCAAAUGGCUUCAAAUCAAAUGCCAAUGCAGUUAUUUUAUCUCUUUUAUUGUUUUCCUUUUGCGCUAGCUGAAAGGCUGAGACAUUUGACAUUUUCAAUAUUCCCAUUCUGGUGCCACAAAUUCCAUCCCUAUCUCUAA
Dracunculus medinensis (Guinea worm) is the source of this 615-nucleotide messenger RNA. NCBI's taxonomy places the organism in Eukaryota, Metazoa, Nematoda, Chromadorea, Rhabditida, Dracunculidae. The record is from the annotation of a GenBank genome assembly.